CAAAAAAACCGCCAAAAGCGUCAGCACUUGCAUUUGGUCAGCUGUUUCUACUAUGGGUCGCACUGCCAAAUUCCAAACAAAAAAACCCAAAACCGACACAUCACAAGUCUUGUUUGUGCCACACUCCAACUCCGCCGAGCCCCACAUAAAUGCAACAAAGCCCAGCCUUCGCUUAUAGGGAACAGGAGACCUCGCCGCGCGCCAUGUACAUGCGCGACUGGCGCUCUGCCCUGCGAACGCCCACGUAUCGUAUCGGAAAUCGAACGGUUCGCUUCAACUACCACUUUGCCCUGCUGGUAGUCUGUGUUGUGGCUCUGGUGCUUCUGUUCUACUUCGCCCGCCAGGGGUCCCGCUCCUCCUCCGAAGGCUACUGGCUGCGCAGGAGCUUCAUCGAUGCCAAGAGCCUAGAUGGCAGAGCUCUCACGGAGGCGUACAACUCCACUUACCCCCUGACGCCACCGUUGGGGCUGCGUGGCGGCGUUAUCAACUACCGGAUCGCCAUGAUAGCGGAUCUAGAUACCAGCUCGAAGAUAGCGAAGCCCGACGGCAGCAGCACGUGGCGGAGCUACCUCAAGAAGGGCUACCUCACGUUCACGGUUUCUAAGGCGGAGAUCAAAAUAAGUUGGGACGACGGGGCGCCCACCGUGCUGGAGUCAGCCUUUGCGCUGAAGGGACGUGGCAUGGAGCUGUCCGAGCUGGUGACAUUCAACGGCCGCCUGCUCAGCUUCGACGAUCGCACGGGCCUCAUAUACGAGAUUGCCAACGACAAGCCCAUUCCGUGGGUGAUAUUGCUCGAUGGGGAUGGUCACAGCGCCAAGGGAUUCAAGUCGGAGUGGGCCACAGUCAAGCAGCAGACGUUGUACGUUGGCUCCAUGGGCAAGGAGUGGACGACGAGCAUGGGGGACUUUGAGAACAACAAUCCCAUGUACGUGAAGGCCAUAUCGCCCAGCGGGGAGGUGCGCUCUCUCAACUGGGUGGACAACUACAAGCAGCUGCGGCUGAAAUCGCUGCAAAUCUCCUGGCCCGGCUACAUGAUACACGAGAGUGGGGCGUGGUCGGACUUGAAGCAGCGCUGGUUCUUCCUGCCGCGUCGCUGCUCAAAGGAGAAAUACAACGAAACGAAGGACGAGUACAUGGGCUGCAAUGUCCUGGUGUCGGCCGACGAGAAUUUCAACAGCAUCGAAACGAUUCGGCUCAGCCCGGAGAACACCGCGCCCACACACGGAUUCUCCAGCUUCAAGUUCCUGCCCGGCACCGAUGACAGCAUCAUCAUUGCUAUCAAGUCCGAGGAGCUCAACGGAAAGACCUCCACCUUCAUCACUGCCUUCGACGUUGUGUCGGGAAAGACCAUCCUACCGGAGGCACGCAUCGAAACGGACUACAAGUACGAGGGAUUCGAGUUCAUUUAGCUGUUGCUUCCAGCUCCCAGUCGAAGGUGCUGCCACUCGAAGGUGCUCCAGUUGUAAUUG
Messenger RNA from Drosophila persimilis, 1469 nucleotides. Its product is annotated as soluble calcium-activated nucleotidase 1. NCBI's taxonomy places the organism in Eukaryota, Metazoa, Arthropoda, Insecta, Diptera, Drosophilidae. Bases 150 to 1409 code for a protein of 419 amino acids. The transcript has 2 exons. Gene Ontology annotation, molecular function: calcium ion binding; GDP phosphatase activity; UDP phosphatase activity. The record is from RefSeq and is a predicted model, not a curated record. Gene Ontology annotation, biological process: proteoglycan biosynthetic process.